GCGAGGCUCUGAAUCCGUUUAAGGAUAGAGAGAACGCUGCAGCUUCAGAGCACGGGAGCGCGAGCGAGCAAUUUCAGUGUGAUCGUGAAUCUCUGGGAAUCAGCGUCGUGGCCAUGGCGUCCGUAUGCUCUCUGACCACGAGAGUGCAGGUCCCGUCCCAGCUUAGCUCGAGCUCGAGCGAGGUCACCGGAGCCGGAGCUCAGUCGUUGAGCACCUCCCGUGUCACAUGCGCACCAUCGAAUUCCUCUCUGCUCGUGACUCCUCUUGCAAGUAGGAAAUGUGACCUCACAGGGAAGAAGGCAAACAAUGGGUACAAUGUAUCCUUCUCAAACCACAGGACGAAGAAGCUACAAGGAGCCAACUUGCAGUACAAGCGACUCUGGUGGGAGGAAGCCAACCGGUUUGUGAAGUUGAGGUUGUCAACCAAGGCACUGAAGACCGUCGAGAAGAAGGGGUUGAGCACAAUGGCCAAAGAGGCCGGCAUCGACCUCCUCGAUUUUGCCAUCUAAAUUUUUAAAAUUUCCCCCGGUGUACACCAUGCUUCUAGUGGGAUAUUCAGCCGUCGAAAUACAAAUUGAAAAUAUUUUAUUAGGUCUGUUUCAGUAAAAUAAAACUCAAAAAGUUCAUCUCAU
This is a messenger RNA of Marchantia polymorpha subsp. ruderalis, 632 nucleotides long. NCBI's taxonomy places the organism in Eukaryota, Viridiplantae, Streptophyta, Marchantiopsida, Marchantiales, Marchantiaceae. The record is from the annotation of a GenBank genome assembly.